AUGGCCAAGAUCAAGGCCGGAAGGUUCGGCUGGAGAAAAGUGAUGCUGAUGUACGAGACGGACGCCUACGACACCGUCUCCGGAGAUCAGUCCUGCUUCUUGGCGAUGUCCAGCCUGGUAAACUUCUUCAAGGCGAAAAACGUCACCUACGGUUACUUCAACCUGGAGAAGAACCGUCACAUAUCGCUCCGCAACAACCUGCGGUCCGAAAUCGGACUCGACUACGCAGACCUGUUCCUCGGACCCAUGUGCGACUACGUGAUCGCGGCGGUGGCGCGGUACGCGGCCAUCUGGGGCGUGCCUGUGGUCACGCCCAGCGCCCAGGCCAACGCCUUCCUCGAUAAGCAGGGCCAGUUCCGCACGCUCACGCGCAUCAUGGGCUCCUACCACCAGCUAGGCGCCGUGUUCCAGCCCGUUAUGCAGCUGUUCGACUGGCGUGUGGCAGGUCUGCUGUACGAGGAGUUCGACACGACCGAGCACAAAGGCCACCACUCGUGCAACUUUAUGAUGAAAGCUGUCUAUGAGGGCAUGAAGGUCAAGCCCACCUACAGAAAGUUUCUGAGCAGUAGUCCACGGCUGGACUUUGCCUCGCUGCUGCGGGAAAUGGCCAAGUCGGCCAGAAUCAUCAUUCUGUGCGCCUCACCUCACCGUGUGCGCGAGAUCCUGCUGGUGGCCGACGAUCUGAACAUGGUCAGCAGCGGCGAGUACGUGUUCUUCAACGUCGAGCUGUCCACCAGGUGA
Pollicipes pollicipes is the source of this 741-nucleotide messenger RNA. Its product is annotated as atrial natriuretic peptide receptor 3. Lineage: Eukaryota; Metazoa; Arthropoda; Thecostraca; Pollicipedomorpha; Pollicipedidae. Gene Ontology annotation, molecular function: signaling receptor activity; peptide hormone binding. Bases 1 to 741 code for a protein of 246 amino acids. Gene Ontology annotation, cellular component: membrane. The transcript has 4 exons. Gene Ontology annotation, biological process: signal transduction. The record is from RefSeq and is a predicted model, not a curated record.